AGAUCGCGUCAAAAGCAGUCUAACUCGACUGCGCUUGCAGACAGUUCGCCUUGUUUUCUUUAUGUGAGCGUCUGUCCUGUGUUUUUCGUGUGGCAGCUGGCACUCAACCUCGCGGCGAAAUGUUUGCGAGGGUGCUCCUCGCGGCGAGCAUAAUUUGCUUAAGCAGUGCAGUUCCCCUGGUCAAGCCAUCUGACAAAGUUUGCCAGACACUGAGCACAUCAUGCCAAGACCUGUGGGUUGCAUCAUCAUGCAAAACUGUGAAACCCUGCAUAGAGAUGAUUUGGGAAAAGCUCGAAGUCCCUAUGGACAAGAGCAACGUGUGCAACAUCUGCAAGGAAAUGGUUAAAGAAGCAAGAGACCAGCUCCUCAGCAAUGAAACUCAGGAGGAACUAAGAGAAGUGCUUGAAGGCAGCUGUGCACUGAUACCGAUUAAAUUUAUUAGCGAAAUGUGCAAGGACAUGGUUGACAAUUUCAUUCCUGAUCUGAUUGACAUCCUUGUUUCAAGGCUGGACCCAGACCAAGUGUGUACAAUUGCUGGACUCUGCAAUCCCGACUUCGUUACCAGGAAGCUUCAGGAUCUCCUGGAGCACAAAGUCUUUAUGGCUUCAAUGCAGUCUCGCCUCUUCCUGCCUUUGUCAAAAGAAGAUGCACCAGCAUCAAGUGUUAAGAAGGAAGCCACAUGCACUGAAUGCAAAACAGCCAUGAAACACUCCAGAGAGCUGUUCAAGAAGUUGCCCUUGGCAGGAGUCAAGUCUGCUGUCCUGAAGGCUUGCCAAGGAAGGCUUGGCACUGCCAAUCCUGAGUGCUCCACAUUGGUGAAUGUUUUCCUGCCAUCAGUCUUCAAGUACCUGCAGUCAUUGAACCCUGAAGAGUUUUGUGCCUACGUGGAUCGCUGCAAGGCUCUGAGCCCACCAAAACUGAGCAUCCCACCAAUCACCGUAGCCAAGGACAAUUUGACUUGCGACUUCUGCAAGCAGCUUGUGGAGCAUGUGAGGCAAAUUCUUGCUGCAAACACAACAGAGCAAGAAUUUAAGCAGGCUUUGCUUAACUUCUGUGAAGAGCUUGGUGCUGCUGCUGAAGAGUGCCAGAGUUUUGUUGAUGAUUACUUUGACAUGGUGUACUCUUACCUUCUCGAAGCCCUUGACCCGAAUGUUUUCUGCAGUACCAUUGGCCUCUGUUCUCCUAACGGAAUGAAGUCUGAGGAGAGGGCGCUGAACAAACUCUUCAUCAAGGCAAUCCAAGGUGCACUCCAGCAGAAGGGCCACCUCAAGAACCUAAAGGCUGCCAAGAAAGUGAAGGGUUACUUGGAGCAAUCUCCUUCUGUUCCUCUUAUCAAGGUCUACCCUGCUUUGCCAAAAAAAUACUUUGACAACAACAAAUCUGAAAUAGCAUUUCCCAUGGUAAAGACCUUCCCUGCCCAGUAUAACCCAAGUGUUGACGACAUUUUCACCUGUUCUAUUUGCAAGGCAUUCAUCUCCCUUCUUGAGCAAAUCGUACCAGUAAAUGCCACCGUGGAAGACUUGAAGUUUGUCCUUGACCAACUUUGUGAGCUGUUCCCUCCAGAAACAGAAAAGAACUGUCGAAGCUUCGUUGACAAAAAUGCAGAAGCGAUCCUCAAUUUCUUGGCCCAUGAUGUUGCCCCAACCCUCAUUUGCCACGAAUUAGCUCUCUGCAUGUCACUGCCUCAGAAAGUUGGGGCUGUUUUGGACUCGCCAGAUUGCGACUACUGCAAGCUGACUGUCGAAUUCUUCUAUGAUGAGCUCAAGAAGAAAGAAACUGAGGAAGAAGUCAAGCGCAUAGUUGAGAAACUUUGUCAACUGUUCCCAAGCAGCAGCAGGGACAAGUGCAUCAGCACGAUCAACACCUACGUGGACAUGGUCAUAUCCCUCGUCCUUCAGGAGUUCACCCCCGAGCAGAUCUGUCAGCAACUGGGCUUCUGUGCCUCAACAAAUGUAUCUAUGCCUGUUGUUCCGCCCAAGAAAGUCUCAGAUGACACAUGUGACCUGUGUAUGGUUGUGGUCAAGUUUCUCUAUGACGAAGUGAAGGAUGAGAGAACUGAGGAGAAGGUGAAGGAAGCACUGGACAAAGUGUGCACUCUACUGCCCGGCUCAAUGGAGCAGAAGUGUGUUGACAUGGUCAACACCUAUUAUGACAUGCUGGUCAACCUUCUCCUCCAGGAACUUGUCCCUGACCAAGUGUGCAAAGAACUUGGUCUGUGCCCCUCCGCAUCCACGAAGAAGAUUCCUGUGGCUGGCUUUGAGAAUUGUCCUCUUUGUGAGAUAAUGGUCAAAAUCAUUUACAACGAGCUUAAGGACCAAAAGACUGAGGCAGAGAUCCAGAAGAUGUUGGACAAGCUUUGUAUUUUGCUGCCAAGCUCUAUGCAGCAGCAGUGCACCGAAACAGUCAACAAGGACUUCGACUUGCUGGUACAUUUGAUCAUCAUGGGAAUGAGCCCCGAGGAAGUUUGCCAGCAGAUUGGUCUUUGUCCAUCUGCAAAGAAAGCUGGGAUGCCCCCUGUUGCAAGUGUUCCCUCUAAGAAGCCUAAAGGCGAAGAGUGUGACAUCUGCAAGGCUGUGGUGCAGUUUGUCUACAAUGAACUGAAGAACAACAAGACUGAGGAGGAGGUUAAGGAACUCUUGGACAAGAUGUGCUCUCUGCUGCCAGACUCGCUGAAACAGACGUGCAGAGACACAGUCAACACCUACUAUGAUCAGCUGGUGGACCUCAUUGAGCAGGGCUUUACACCCGAACAGGUCUGCCAAGAGCUUGGCCUCUGCUCCUCUGGCCGAGGAAAGCUUGUUGCAACCAGGCCUAUCAAAGUUGCCAGUGAUGAAACGUGCACAUACUGCACAACAAUUGUUCAGUAUGUGUAUGAUGCUCUCCAGGACCAGAAAACUGAGGAGAUGGUCAAGCAAGCACUAGAUGAAGUUUGCAACCUAUUCCAUGGAGAUAGGCGGCAGGAGUGUGUUAACAUGGUCAACACAUAUUUUGAGAUUAUUGUAUCCCUCAUACUUCAGGACUUCACACCUCAGCAGAUAUGCCAAACAAUUGGACUGUGCCCGUCAUCUCCUGGAGGAGAUAUAGAGUGCACUUUCUGCCAGUAUGCUCUUCACUUUAUCCAGAAUGAGCUUGUGGACAGUAGCACUGAGGCUAAAGUGGAAGCUGUACUUGACAAAUUGUGCGCCAAACUGCCAGAGGACUUGGCUAAGGAGUGCAUGGCAUUUGUAGAAGAAUAUGGACCAGCUGUCAUGGUUCUCCUUGCUCAGGAGAUAGAUCCCAGCAUAGUGUGUGUGGCUGUCAAGGCCUGUCCCAAGGACGGGCUCAAGAAACAAUCUGACGUGAAGCUGAAGCUGAAUGAGUGUGCCAGCUGCACGGCUGCAAUCGGCUAUGUUGAGCAAGUACUUAAGGACACCAAGAACGAUCAGGAGGUUGCCAAACAAUUGGCAAACGCCUGUGAACACGUGCCUAAGACACUUCAGUCUCAGUGCAAGGCCGUGAUUGAAAGCUAUGGGCCAGCACUUCUCCAGACAAUUGCGCAGUUUGGCAGUGCCCAGAAAGCGUGUGAGAAGUUGGAUAUCUGCUCAGAUGAUGCUGUGGAAUACAAGCAUCAGCAGAAGCUAAUAGGCAGCAACCCAUGCACGCGAGGUCCAGCCCACUGGUGUCAGUCAAAGGAAAAUGCUGCAGCUUGCAAGGCCACCCCGUUUUGCGUGAAAAAGGUCUGGAAGCAGUAGUGCCUCUUCCUAGGUUUUGUUUGAUACUCAUUUUAAAUAGCGCUUGUUGAUUAGAAUUACGGCACAAUGCUACUCACAAUUUUUCGUUUUUGUUAUAUAAUUGCGUAGAAUGGAUAGACUACUUAUAAAAACCAAAGCAUUUUGUUUUGUUUUCCUUGCUUUUUUAUGCCCAUUUUCUUUUGGGUACACAAUGUUUCCAAGUUGAUACUCUUUGUCAGUUUCUGUGAACAUUUUGGAAAUGGCAAUAAACCUUGAAUACUGGUUUUA
Dermacentor silvarum is the source of this 3998-nucleotide messenger RNA. RefSeq lists its product as uncharacterized. Lineage: Eukaryota; Metazoa; Arthropoda; Arachnida; Ixodida; Ixodidae. The coding region runs from base 120 to 3731 and encodes 1203 amino acids. Gene Ontology annotation, cellular component: lysosome. Gene Ontology annotation, biological process: sphingolipid metabolic process. The record is from RefSeq and is a predicted model, not a curated record. The transcript is spliced from 34 exons.